Molecule: messenger RNA, 1911 nt
Organism: Solanum stenotomum
Lineage: Eukaryota; Viridiplantae; Streptophyta; Magnoliopsida; Solanales; Solanaceae
Product: receptor-like protein 6
Exons: 4
Molecular function (GO): protein binding
Source: RefSeq, a predicted model, not a curated record
AUGAGUUCUAAUUCUCGAGUAUACGGCCAAUGUUUGAGGGAUCAAAUGGCCUCAUUGCUUAAAUUGAAGCAUGAACUUACAUUUGAUUCUUCCAUGCCAAAGAAAAUAGUUAGGUGGAAUAGAAACACUGAUUGCUGCUUGUGGCCGGGUGUAAGUUGUGACGAAGAAGGUCACGUGCUUGCUCUGGAGUUGGACAACGAAGCUAUUUCUGGCGGAGUUGACAACUCAAGCAGUCUCUUCGAUCUUCAACAUCUUGAGAAGCUCAAUCUGGCUUAUAAUGACCUACGUUCUCUUCCAAUACCAACAGAUAUUUAUAAGCUUGCAAACUUGACGUACCUGAAUUUGUCACAAGCUGGUUUUGAAGGGCAGAUUCCAGUGGAAUUGUCAAGAUUGACGAAGUUAGUAGUUCUUGACAUUUCUACUUAUAAUGACAUUGUAGGUUUUCCUUACUCUUUAUUAAGUCUAGAGAGCCCCGAUUUGGGGACACUCAUUGGAAGUCUAGCAAAUCUUAGAGAACUUUGCCUUGAUGGUGUGAAUGUUUCAUUGAAGGGGAGUGAGUGGUGCUCGGCGUUAUCUUCAUCUCUACCUCAAUUGAGAGUCUUGUCAAUGAGAUACUGUGAAAUUUCAGGUCCAAUUGAUCCUGUCCUGGUAAAUCUUCCUUUCCUUUCUGUUAUUCAUCUCGAUAUGAAUAACUUAUCCACUAUGGUUCCAGAAUUUUUGGCAGAUUUUACGAAAUUGACAACUUUAAGUGUUCGAUGGUGCAAUUUGUUUGGUCCAUUUCCCAGUAAAAUCUUUCAGGUACCAACUCUACAUCAACUUGAUCUGUUAGGCAACGUAAACCUUACCGGCACUUUACCUGAAUUUCCACAUAAAAAUGUAUUAAGGGAGUUGAGUCUUAGGGAGACGAGUUUCACUGGUUUACUUCCAGUUUCAAUUGCUAGCCUUCGAAGUUUGAUUACACUAGACUUAUAUGAUUGCAAUUUCAGAGGACCUAUUCCGUCAACAAUGGGAAAUUUAACGAACCUAGUUUCAUUAGACUUGUCAAACAACAACUUUACUGGCUCAAUCCCGCUGUUCCAUGAGGCUAACAAGCUCAAUUACAUUGACAUUUCUAAUAACAAUGGUCAACUUUCUUCUGCUCAAACUCAAUUAGCCGUUCUCCUUUCCCUCCCGUCAUUGCAGUACCUUUAUCUUUAUACUAGUCAUUUGAGUGGAGAAAUCCAUGAAUUUCCAAAUGCAUCCUCCUCUGUUCUGGAAACACUUUAUUUGAGCAAUAACCAUCUAAAUCGAUCGAUCCCCCGGUCUAUCUUUAAACUCAAUAGGCUUUCACAACUCUCACUUUCUUCCAACUCCUUCAGUGGGACCAUUAAUAUCGAAGCGGUAAAUGGACUUCUUAGGCUAACCACCCUUGACCUUUCAGACAACAAAAUUGAAGGGAAAAUACCAAAUUGGGAUCAAGGGCAAUCCACCGUUUCUACCAGAUCGCUUUGCAAAUUGGAAAACUUUCGCAUUACACCGGCUUAUUUCGGUCCUAACAAGCGGUAUCAGAGCCAUGGUUCAAUGAUGGAACUAGGUUACAGAUGGGUGUUCAUCUUGGCGGGUGUAGUUCUAGUCGCAACCUUUUUGACAGUAAUGAAGAUCUUUGUUGGAGAAAUUGUUUCAGAGAGCUUUCGCAUUACACCGGCUUAUUUCGAUCCUAACAAGUGGUAUCAGAGCCAUGGUUCAAUGAUGGAACUAGGUUACAGAUGGGUGUUCAUCUUGGUGGGUGUAGUUCUAGUCGCAACCUUUUUGAUAGUAAUGAAGAUCUUUGUUGGAGAAAUUGUUUCAGAGAGGUUUUCUGUGUCGAGACGUAGAUUUGAUGGAGGAGAUUAUGGAGAAGAGAUGCAAGAUCCUAAAGAUUAUGUGAAGAAG